AUGAAGACCAUGAUUGAGACAGCUCUUGCCUUUGUCUUCUUGUUGCUAUUCACCAAUAUAGUGUACGGUUCCCCAGCAUCCUACUGCGAUUCAACAAAAAAAGUUUGCUACAGCUGGGCUGUUCCAUCUUCGACAACUUCUUCCAGCUCUAACAGUCUUUAUCUCCGACUCCAAGCCCCCACCGACUACCAAUGGAUCGCUCUUGGUACCGGAUCUCGAAUGAGCGGUUCUACCAUGUUCGUUAUCUACCAGGACGGGACAGGCAACGUGACUUUGAGCACAAGAAAGGGCACUGGUCAUGUUAUGCCGACGUAUAAUCGCAUGGGUAACGUCAAGCUGAUUGACGGAAGCGGGACGUCGAACAAAACCAUGGUGGCAAACAUACACUGGUCUGGCGCAACUGGCAUUGACUUGACGGGGUCGAACCAUUGGAUCAGUGCUUGGAAGAAGGGCAGUCCACUCGACACAAGCGAUACGAGUACCGACAUUGAUGAACAUGAUGGGACAGGCAGUUUCUCUGUCGACCUGUCUAAAGCCAGCGUCAGUGGUAACGCCAAUCCUUUCACCAACUCAUCAUAUACUCAGAACAGCGAUAAUGCAGUUUCUGGUGGUGGUGGAGGUGAGGAUCAUACUGGCUCCAUCCAUGGCGCUAUCAUGGCUGUCGUCUUUCUGCUGGGAUUCCCCAUUGGCUCCGUACUCAUGCCUCUGGUUGGUAAAUGGUUACUCCACGCCUCAUGGCAAAUAGUCGCCUUCAUAGCCAUGUGGGUUGGACUUGGCGUUGGCAAGGUUGCCGCAGAUCGUGGUGGAGAUUCGUUUCACGAACCUCACGUCAUACUCGGAACGCUCGUGUGUAUCUUGAUGAUUGUUCAACCCGUCUUGGGAUGGAUGCAUCACAGAAACUACGUCAAGUACCAGCGACGAACAACCAUUAGUCAUGCUCAUAUUUGGUACGGCAGAGGCAUCAUGAUUGUCGGAAUCAUCAAUGGUGGUAUUGGUCUGCAAUUGUCUGGAGCGUCGACCGCGCUGAUUGUUGCUUAUUCUGUGGUUGGCGUGGUUGUCUCCAUGAUCUAUGCUGGUGGUGCUAUCUAUAAAAUGGUUCUGCUGCGACGGAAAGAACAUCACGUAAUGUCUGACGACAGUUCAAACAGCGCUCUGGAGAUGAUGCAUGAUCAGCCCCCGGCCUAUAGAUCCUAG
This is a messenger RNA of Fusarium poae, 1194 nucleotides long. RefSeq lists its product as uncharacterized. The transcript has 3 exons. The record is from RefSeq and is a predicted model, not a curated record. The coding region runs from base 1 to 1194 and encodes 397 amino acids. Lineage: Eukaryota; Fungi; Ascomycota; Sordariomycetes; Hypocreales; Nectriaceae.